AAAAAGAAAAGCUUUUUUUUCAAUUUCUCUGUUUAGAUUUUAGUAAUCAACCGAUUGUUACAAUUAACUGUUUUCUUUUAAUUUGUUUUUUCCACUUUGAUCAAUAUUAACCAUGGAUCAAUCUUUGGAGGGGACCAAGAAACCAUUGGAAUAUUUGAGUGACAUUCUUGAAUAUCGAGACGAGAAGAAGAUUAAAUCAAUGGACAUUGAACUGAUUUGGUCAAAUGUUAAACUGUUGAGUGAUCAAUUGUUGGAAAAUGGUUUACCAAUUAAUGAACGGGAAAAGGCGACCGUUGUUUUACUAGGCCUACUUUAUCAUCCAUUCGUUUAUCUUGACCUUAGACCAUCUGAAAGACCCGAUUCUUCACUUGAUGCUUACCUGAAAAUAGCCAAUUUAAAUGGGAACAAUUUGAAGGAAACUAAUUUCAACCUGUUGACUGUUUAUUCUAUUGUUAAAUUGAUCGCUGAUUUACAAGAAGAUCUUUUCACCCUGAUUGAUUCAAUUCGUGGCCUCAUGAAGACACAGGAAAGAAUAUUUCUUGAGAUGAAUUUGUCUUUUGGUAAAAUGUUAUAUGCUGUUAGUAUCAUCUCAUACAUUGGAUAUGGUUUGGAGAAAGAUUUUCCAAAUAAUUCUCACUUUUUUCCAAAUGUUUUCUCAUCUCAAUAUAUUCUCAUUCGUCAUUUACCGUUUUUACAUCUUCUUCUAUCUCAACAAGAAGAAAAUAUUUUCGAUAAAGGUCUCAUUCUAAGUGUAAAGCUAUUCCGACGUCUCGCUCGUGGUUCAUUGGACUCAACUUUUCUUGAACUUCUCACAGAUUCACCUAUCGACAAUUGUCUAAUCAAAAUAAUGAAAUUCAGUUGUAACAAGAUUCAAAGGUCAACAGCAUUGUCUCUAUUCAAGUUGUUCGUUAAUAGUUUCAAGUUACCUACUCGGUGUCAAUUACUACUCAGAAUACUUUCCAAUCCGGAUAGUGAAAAAGGAUCUCAACGUUUGGUGCUGUUAUUGUAUAAAGAUCUGUUUGUUUAUGAGGAUGAUUGGACAACUUUAACUGACAAUUUAAAUCAAGUGAUUCAACGAUCAGUUGAAUUGAGUUUACCUCAAGGAGUUAACACUGAUUUGGCAGAAAAUUUUGAUUCAAUUUGUACUCUUUUGAAUUUUAUUAGAUAUCUUUUAUUGAGAGAUAAAUAUCCUAUCAAUGAGUCCAAAAUUUGGAAUAUAAUUGAUUGGUUGAGAAAGGAUUGCAUCGAUUUAAUUUGGCAAGCAAUACAAAUUUCGAAAGCACAAUACAAGGCUCGACUACAAGAAAUGGACGAACCAGAUUUCAAAGUCAAAGGAAAUGUUGAUGAUAAAUUUAAAGUUGAAAUUCUAAAUGAAAAUAUUACUGAGGCACAAAAGAUUGAUAUUAUUCCAGAUAUUUCCGAGGAUCAUGAAAGAGAAUCGUUAAGAUUAGGAUUGAUCAAUUUGGAUAUGAUGAGAAGUCUAGUUGCAAGAAUUAAUGACAUAAUUGAUGAAUCAACUCGUUGAAACAAUGGUAAACGACCUUCAUCAAAUUUAAAUCGAUCCAAAUUAAGAAGCAAGAGAAAAGAAUUAAUUAAAAAGCCAUUUCAUCAGGAACAAGAGUAAAGAUCAUGAUAAUCAGUUGUAGAUCUUUGAGAUCAUCACUUUUAAACCAAAGAUUGUAAAAAAUCAAGAUCAAAUGUUAAUCAUUUUCCAUAAUCAUUUUUCCUAAUCAUUAAUUGUUGUAAACAAAAAAAAAGAGAUCCACAAAUGUAAAACAUAAUAUCGUCACAAAAUUUUCCUAAUGAUCAUCAUCAAUGUUUUGUACGAAGCGAG
Panonychus citri (citrus red mite) is the source of this 1834-nucleotide messenger RNA. RefSeq names its product glomulin-like. The coding region runs from base 113 to 1525 and encodes 470 amino acids. Lineage: Eukaryota; Metazoa; Arthropoda; Arachnida; Trombidiformes; Tetranychidae. The record is from RefSeq and is a predicted model, not a curated record. Gene Ontology annotation, molecular function: ubiquitin-protein transferase inhibitor activity. The transcript has a single exon. Gene Ontology annotation, cellular component: cytoplasm.